UGGCGGGGCAGUCGAGCCGGGGCCCUAUCACUCUCAGCCGCACAAUCCACCUCCAUCUGCCUCCCCCGGUGCUUGAUACCCCUCCGGUGAGCUUGUCCUAUGCGUCCUAAGGUCCUCCUGUAACAGCAUCCCCGGCUAUUUCCAGCGCAAAGGCCCAGACCGGAGCGAAUUUAGGGGAUCGGAAAAAGGGAGAGCGAUCCCGGCCCGGGGACAGGAGCGGCGCUGGAGGAGAGCGGGGGACACUAGUCAGGAAGAUGAGAAAGGGAACACAGGGCGGGCAUGAGAAGCUGCUGCUUCCCGGUCUGCAGGGCACGGACAAGGGUUCCGGUCUGGCGGGGGGGUUCAUCGCCGGGGGAGGAGGUGUCGUUGGCGCAGGAGGCGGCGGAUACGUUCAGAUCAUUUCUUCCCCCGGUCCCCCGCUACAUCACCACGGACUGUGUAUCCCCGAGCAAGCGGCCAGUUUUAUCUACUCCACCCCUCACGGACCCGCCACCAGAGCCGGCCAGCUCCAACCAGCACUGGGGCGCCCACCGGCAAAGAGACGACUGGAACUUGGUGAUGGCAGUCAUCAGUAUCUCUCAGAUGGGCUGAAGACACCCAAAGGCAAAGGAAGGGCAGUCACGCAUUGUCCAGAUAGCCCCAAGACUCCAAAGUCUCCCUUGGAAAAAACCCGGUAUGACACCUCCCUUGGUCUCCUGACAAAGAAGUUUAUUCAGCUGCUCAGCCAGUCUUCUGAUGGUGUUGUGGAUUUAAACAGAGCCGCUGAAGUCCUGAAGGUGCAGAAAAGAAGAAUUUAUGAUAUCACAAAUGUACUAGAAGGAAUUCACCUCAUUAAAAAGAAAUCAAAGAACAACAUACAGUGGAUGGGCUGUACUUUACCUGAUGAUGGAGGCAACUUGGCAAAAUCUCAGGAACUUUCUAAGGAACUCUCAGAACUUGCUCAAGAGGAGAAUAAACUAGAUGAGUUAAUAAAAAACUGUACUCUAGAUCUAAAACACUUAACAGAAAAUGCAGAGAAUCAAAGAUUAGCUUAUGUAACAUAUCAAGAUAUACGCAAAAUAAGUGGCCUUAAGGAACAAACUGUUAUUGUGAUAAGAGCCCCUCCAGAAACAAGACUUGAAGUGCCUGAUCCUGUUGAGAGUUUGCAGAUACAUUUGUCCAGCAGCCAAGGAGCAAUUGAGGUGUACCUGUGUCCUGAAGAGAGUGAAUCCAGCAGCCCAGUAAAGCAGUGUAAUCAAGAUCACAAUGGAAAUGUAUCCAAGCCCAAACCACACUCCAAAGAUUCACUGUCGCCUAAUAUGGAAAAUGUGAAUUGCUCUGUGGAAGGGAUCUCCCCUUUAACCUCUCCAACCAACCUCCUUCAGCAGACAGAAGAUCAAAUUUCUUUAAAUAUGGAUGCCCCUUUUGUAAACUUGCUUCCUCCUCUCAUGCAAGAAGAUUAUCUUUUAAGUCUUGGUGAUGAAGAAGGCAUCAGUGAUCUAUUUGAUGCUUAUGAGUUAGAAAAGCUGCCAUCUUUGGAUGACUUUAUGUGCAGUUGAUUGCCACACUAAUGAAUCCCUUUUACUUGAACACAUAUGAUGAACUUGUUCUGUUUUUCUCCCUUCCCUUCUGUUUGCAAUGAAACUGGAAUUUCUUGCUGAUAACCACACCAACACCUCUCCUGAGCCAUCCCAACAAGCCAUCAAGAAGAAUGAGUAUCUGUAUUGAAAUAAAAUUGAAUUUGCUGCUUCAUCAAGGCUAUGCAAGAUUUAUGGGGUGAUAUUUUGGGAUCUAUCAAGGGCCUAAUAUUCAACAUAUAUUGCUGAAUUAUAAGGUCUCCCUGUGAAUGACAUUGCUCUCGGCCUGUGCCUUGGUAUCUUAUGGCUUUGUGCCUCCCCAGUAAAUGCCAGUCAUCUGGGAGAGUCGUGUAUUUUUUUUUUUUUUAAAUACUCCCCUCUGCGUUAUUUAUCAACAAAUGUUUUCAGCUGUUUUACAAAAUGAAUUUUAUUGAAAGACUGAUGCAAAUAAGAUCCCAGGUCCUUCAUGAAUUGUGCUUAGCUGUAUUAAAGUGCCUGCCAUUUGUUUUUGUAAUUAGAAUUACGAUGUACUCCAAUUUUUACAGUGCUUUAAUACACAAGAUCCUAAA
Xenopus tropicalis (tropical clawed frog) is the source of this 2125-nucleotide messenger RNA. It is a transcript of the gene e2f3, whose product is annotated as E2F transcription factor 3. NCBI's taxonomy places the organism in Eukaryota, Metazoa, Chordata, Amphibia, Anura, Pipidae. The record is from RefSeq and is marked provisional. Gene Ontology annotation, biological process: regulation of DNA-templated transcription; regulation of transcription by RNA polymerase II. Gene Ontology annotation, molecular function: RNA polymerase II cis-regulatory region sequence-specific DNA binding; protein dimerization activity. Gene Ontology annotation, cellular component: nucleus; transcription regulator complex.